Messenger RNA from Diatraea saccharalis (sugarcane borer), 2070 nucleotides. The record is from the annotation of a GenBank genome assembly. Lineage: Eukaryota; Metazoa; Arthropoda; Insecta; Lepidoptera; Crambidae.
AUGUACCUGAUUGAAAUAUUCAUUGACAAAGUGACGAUUUUCGCAUCCGACGAGAACGAGCAGAGCGGUGCGAAAAAAAGUCUCAUUGUGAAAAUAAAAUUUGGCCCCAGAGUUCAAUUCAUUAUUAAGGAAGGCCAGUUAGCUGUAAACGAAGCAACUAAAGAUGAUAUGAUAGAAUGUGAUGCCCAGGGCCGAAGAAAAUGGAGUAGAACUAUCAGAGUUGGUAAAUCGUACCUAUUUCCGUCAUACCCGGACACAGUUCUCAUGAUACUAAGUAAGUUUCCACUAGAAAUAGAAGUCUGGAAUGACGAUGAAAAUGAAGACAACAUAUUUGUUGGUAUUGGUACUAUGCACUGGGAUACUCAAUUUUUCCAUAUGCUAAAAGAAUCUUCGGAGGCUUGCAAAUUACAUGAACCGCUUAGUAUAAAACAAGUUACACCCAUAUUUGCAGAGUGUUGUUGUAGACAAGUCGGCGACGUUUCAUUUAUACUCAGGUUAAGCGCUCUGGGUGAAACAAUCAUCACAGAAUUUCAGCAGCUCAUGAAAGAUCCAGAUUCUUUUGUUUUUAGAACUGAUAAAGCCCCAAGUAUGUUUCAAUGCAAAAGAGUGGAAGGUGACGAUCCAAACUUUUGUAUGGUGGGUAGCCUAUAUGAAACGACCACAUUAGAAGAUCCGGAUAUAGUAAAUGUUGCUAAUCAAAAGAUAGAAGUUUGUACAGAACUUCAAAGUUGUGGAGCUGGACAGAGAGAUACAAACUACAAAUGUCAACAUGAUGAUGAUGAAAAUAAGGAUAAGGAUAAAAAGAAGUAUCCCAUUGAUAAGAUACGCAUGGGUGAUAUAGUUGGUCCUUGUGGAAACGCUAACUGUGCUCUUGCUCAUAGAGUAAGGACAUAUAUUAGAAAUUUAGAAGCAUAUAAGAAAGAAGCUGUAGGAAAAAUGUUUCAACCUAAACCCGAGGGAUCUAGAAAAAUAUGUGGUACUUGUGACUGCAAAGACGAUAAGUGGCACAGAGAUACUUGUCCAGAAAUGGAACAACGCGAGAAAGUGGUAUGCUCAGAUUGUGGUGGUGUUACACCAGCAGGUGAAACAUGUGAGGAUAGGAAUCAAAAACUUUAUGGCACAGGUGUUACUCCGAAAGGAAGUAAGACGACCAUAGCUUAUGUUUUUAGCGUAACUAAAGUUCCAGAUUUUAAGGAGUCUAUGUAUGGGAAAAAUUUUGUAGUUGAAAACUGUAUAACCAAUUAUAAGUUUCAGUCAGAAGGCUCGACAAGUCAAUCUAUUAAACCAAGUGGCGGUUGCUGUUGUCGGAGUAGUAGGCAACCAGAGGACAGAACACAUUCUGGUCAGGUGGUUACUGUAGCAAGUAUGCCUACUUUUAAGUUAGAUACGAAAGGGUAUAUUUCUAGUGUAGGUGUAAAUACAACUAACGUUUAUAAUGCCGAAGUGAAAGAACAAGGUCGCAAGAUAGCUGCUUACAACUUUUGUACAGAUAUACCAGACGAUAAAGACUGUAAAUGCAGCCCCCCAAAACCAUCACCUCCCUGUAAAACAUUUGACUGUGACUGUAUAGCCGAAGCCGGAAAUAUAUCUGCUAGAAAGCAUCAUAAACCUUACUGUCCUUCUUAUAAACACAAAGAUAAUUGCCCUGUAAACAUAAUUAACGAAGAUGAAGACACGAAGAAACUUGAUGAUGAAGAAGACGUGGCAGAACCCUUACCAUACGGCUUACCACCAAUCAAACUUGGCCCAUGCCCUAUUUUGGGUAAGCCAUGUACUUAUCCCGACGGUUUCGCUAGGAUGUAUAAAGUAGGUGCCCAGCCAGUAGCCCCGCCUAGUUAUAGCGACGCAGGAAAAGUGUGUUGUUCGAAAGAAUAUGACAGGAUAAGGAAGGCCAUCAAAGAAUACAUGAAGUAUGAAAAAGAUCAUGAUUAUCGUUGCAUCAACCAAUUUAAUGUUGACACAGAGAGAAGGUGUUGCGAUAAGGAGCAAAGACUAAUGGCUCUUACUGGUAAAGGAUGCUGCGGUUCACACAAAUUGGCAAUACAAGACAAAUUCAAGGAAGAUAAGUAG